AUGACCAUCAUAAACUCAUCAGCAUUCUUGAAGCGACUUCCAUCUCGAAGUGGUAAUCCGUCUCAUCAACAGGUCGUUGCACUUGUCGCCUCCACUGCCGCUUUAAGCGUUGCUGGUCUAUGGUUAUCGCGUCAUUUUUCGAAUUUCUCACCAUCAAAAGCUUUUCCUUUCGUUAGUCGUGGUCAACAAAACUCAAAGGAAAAGGAGCCAAAGUUAGGAUUAGACGGAUGGAUUCAUUAUCAAAAACUAUUUGCGCUUACUAGCAUCGUGGCUGCUUUUGGACCUGAUGGUAAGAAUGCAACAGGUACUUCUACUGGAUGUAUGAUCGCAUCACCAUCUAGACCAGGUUCUUAUUUAGAUCCAGAAAACGAGAAUGAAAAUUAUUUUUUUCAAUGGACUCGUGAUGGAAGUUUAUGUUUAAGAACGAUUUUAAGAAAAUUAGAAGAAGUUGAAAUGGGUGAAUUGAUCGGAUUAGAAAAUGAAGAUUUCAAUCGUCUUGAUGAUUUGAUUAAAGGAUUUAUUAUCAUGAAUCGGAAAUUACAAUUCUUAGAUAAUCCUUCGGGGUCUCCUUGGAAUGGUGGAUUAGGUGAACCUAAAUUUCUGGUCAAUGGAACUCCAUUUGAAGCAACUUGGGGUCGACCUCAAAAUGACGGCCCUGCUAUUCGCGCUUCAACUUUGAUUCGAUAUGCAAAGCAUCUCGUCGAAACUCAUACUGAUCAGCAAGCCCAGAUCGAAGGGUUGAAGUUCAUCGAGUCCACCUUGUAUUCGAAAGGCGAUCCCAACUCUUUUAUUAGCAUGGACAUUAAUCAUGUCUGUGAAACCUGGCGCCUCCCAACGUUUGAUUUAUGGGAAGAAGUCAAAGCUACCAACGGAGGUCACUUUUAUACUUUGAUGGUUCAGCGAAGAGCGGUUCAAGACAUGCUCGAUUUUGUUUCUUCGCGACCUUAUUUUCAACCAGCUGACGAAACUAUACUCCACAAAUACCGCAACACGCUGGUCGAGAUGGAUACAAGACUUGAAGAGUUUUGGAAUCCCGAAGGAGUAGGUAAACGUGAAGGAGGGCCAGGUUGGAAUAGUAAGAUCAUUGAGGAUUGUCUACGAUUGAUAAGUGAUCAAGUACUCAACAAGCCACAUAUACUUCCUACUUUGGAUAGACUAGAUGAUGUCUUUUCAGCCGUGUAUAAAAUCAAUAGUCAACAAAGCAAAUUGGACGGAAUCGCUAUUGGAAGAUAUCCGGAGGACAAUUACGAUGGCAAGGGAAGCUCAGUCGGUCAUCCUUGGUUCCUCUGCACAAACACUGUUGCCGAGACACUUUACCUAACAGCCCAUCACUUCAAAAAAACCGGUUCAAUCACCAUCACACCUAUCAGUUUAACAUUUUUCCAAAGAUUCAUAAGUGAUUUAGAAAUACCUGAAAAUACACCAUUAGUGAUUUCUCGUGGUUCUGAGAUGUUUACGAAAUUGGUCAAAGGAAUUAAGCAAUGGGCUGAUACGUUUUUAGAAGAUGUUAGAGGGUAUGGAUCAUUGGGAUCUAAGAUGAGUGAACAAAUUCAUCGAGAGACUGGAAUGAUGAGAGGUGCUAGAGAGCUUACUUGGAGUUACGCUUCAUUCCUGACUGCGAUUGAUGCUAGAGACGGUAAAGCCCCAAAUUAG
Messenger RNA from Melampsora larici-populina 98AG31, 1653 nucleotides. RefSeq names its product family 15 glycoside hydrolase. Gene Ontology annotation, molecular function: glucan 1,4-alpha-glucosidase activity. Gene Ontology annotation, biological process: polysaccharide metabolic process. The transcript has 8 exons. Bases 1 to 1653 code for a protein of 550 amino acids. The record is from RefSeq and is a predicted model, not a curated record. Gene Ontology annotation, cellular component: fungal-type vacuole. NCBI's taxonomy places the organism in Eukaryota, Fungi, Basidiomycota, Pucciniomycetes, Pucciniales, Melampsoraceae.